AUGAAUAUGGCUACAAACUUAGGUAAAAUAGUUUCAGGAAGCGAUGAAAGUUCAUUAUCAGUCUAUGAUCAUUUAGAUGAUAAUACAAAAAAUAAUAUGACUAGUAAUACUGGAGAUUCACAGCAGUUUGCAGCGAUGCUUAAACAAUUAUAUUCUUCAAUGUCUGAUAAUCAAUCAAGUUAUAAUUUCCCAUCAAGAUCAAGUUUAUCAUCAUCAUCAAUUAGAAAAUUUCCAGCAUCAUCAAAUGAUUUGAACUCUUAUAUUCUUUCAAUUGUAUCUCAUUGGUUUGUUCUUCUUGUUAAUCCUAUUGUGAUUUUAUUUGGUGUUAUUGGUAAUCUUCUAGCUACAUAUAUUUUAAUUAAGGGUAAUAUUGCUAAGUUACCUGUUUCUUUUUAUACAAUUAUGCUCAAUAUAUCGGAUACACUUAAUUUAUUAAUACCAGUAUUUAUAUUUUGGCUUGAUAAUUUAUUUAAUCGAACACCUGAACGUGUUUAUUUUCGGGAUAGAUCAAAUUUUUUAUGUAAAGUAUUGAUGUGUCCUGAUCAAUUAUUUGCUGCACUAAGUGCAUGGUAUAUGUGUGCUAUAUCAUUUAAUCGCUGGUGUUCAGUAUGUCGUCCAUCAACUUAUUUUUUUCGUACAACAGCGAGUGUGUCGAAAGCAUCUUCAUCUGGUAGUAAUGUUGUGAAUAAUAAAAUUAAUAAUGGACAAAAAAAAGAUUUAUUUGGAACACCUGCUUCAUCAUCAUCUUGGUUUCCUUUUAAUUAUUGUUGCUGUAUGAUGCGUAAUAUUAAAUAUCGUCAACAUCUACGAGCUUUUCGUAGUAUUGGUAUUAUUACAUUAAUAGGCAUAUUAUGUUGUCUCUAUCCAAUAUUUAUGCAUGAACUUCGACCUGUAAUGGCAAUAAAACCACAUGAUUUUGAUGUACUAGAGACAGAUAGUAAUGAUCGUGACCAUUCUAAGCAAUGGACACGUUGUUAUUAUAGCACAAAACAUGAAUAUGCGUAUGAUAUUAUAGGAAUAAUUCUAACAAGUUUUUUACAUAUAUUACCUUUAACGUCUGUUGCUGUAAUGAAUAUAAUGAUUAUUGUACGAUUAAGAAAACGACAACGACUUAUGGCUGUUUCAACAAAUAGUGCACGAUCUGUAUUAUUAAAUAAAAAGAAAAAGAAAGCAUCAUUGAAAGAAUUACAAAAACAUUUUACAUAUAAAUUAAAUUCUUCAUCAAUCAAAGAAAUGAAACAAACUAAUAUGAUAAUAUCUCCAUCUACACCAUCAUUAGUAAUAACUCAUAAAGAUCAAGCAACAUUAACUGAUUCACCAGCUAAUUCUAUUAAAUCAAAAACUACUCAAGUUUCUUUAGGAUCAUCUGGUAAUGCUCCAAGAAGACAUCAAUCAAGAGAUCGAACUAUUACAAUUAUGCUUGUUAGUGUAGCAUUAUCUUAUAUAAUAUUAACUCUACCUUAUCGAUUAUUUUGGUCUUAUAAUGUUUAUAUAAAACGUAUGUAUCCUGAAAAAUUAAAAUCGGAAGCUUAUUUAUCAAGAAUGCAUUAUAUUGAUCAUGUACUUCGUACAAUACGUAAUAUACAUUAUGGUACAAAUUUUAUUUUCUUUAUAUUUCUUUCGAAGCCAUUUCGUCGGAAAUUUCGACAAUUAUUCAUUGACAGAUUUCGGCAUAAUAAAACAGAUCAAUUUGACGAUCAAAGUAUGAAUACGUUUACGACUAAUAAUUAUAAUCCUAAUAAAAUCAAUAAUGUUCAAAACAUUCCAGCAAUAUUAGAGCUAAUCAAUGAAAAGAAUCAUAAACAAAAUCAUGUUAUUAAAACAGAACGUUCAACAAGAACGAGUAAUCAUGAAACACCUAGUUUAAUUGAUGAUGCUCGUAUACAAGAAGAUGAAUUGUACUCGAUUAUUGAACUUGAACUUGAACGGAAUGAACUGCUGGAUGAACUAAAAUAA
Molecule: messenger RNA, 1956 nt
Organism: Adineta steineri
Lineage: Eukaryota; Metazoa; Rotifera; Eurotatoria; Adinetida; Adinetidae
Source: the annotation of a GenBank genome assembly